AUGGCAUAUUAUCUCGUUCUAGGUAAAGUUCCCGCUAAAGAGGAACUUGAUUAUGUUGAGUUCGAUUCCUCACAACGCGUUAUGAUACUCAGGAAUACUAUAUAUGAGAUGAAGAAGAACACCCUUUCCAGUAUUGACAGAAGCGAUCUCAAAUUAUGGAAAGUCGAUAUUCCUUUCGACUGUGAAAACGAUAAGCUGAAGAUGCUUGAUAACGCGUUUGGUACAAUUAACAUUGAAAAAGAUCUUAAAGGAGAGAAAAUGUUACCAGGAGACGAAAUUUCAAAAUAUUUAAAAAACUUACCAACAUCCUCAAUCCACAUCCUCGUGCAACCGCCCCAGCCCGCCACCACUGGGAAGAGACAAUUGGAUUUGGAUUAUUGUGAUGAAGAAAGUGGAACUCGAAAAAAAGGGAAAUCAACAUAUCCCGAAGAAUCAGAUGAAGGACGAGACAAUCUUAUGGUUAUAUCACCAGAUAGAUUAAAGUCGAUCGUUGAUUUUGUGCAAAAGCAUCAGAUUGUAAUUUUGCGUAGUCCGCCAUCUUCAGGAAAAAGUACUGUCGACGAAAUAUAUAAUAGUAACAAAUUUGAUAAUUACUGGAAGAAGAUGAUUGGUCGUAGCUGGACAGAAAUUAGCGAGUGUAAAGAGGAAAUUUAUGUUAUCAUUGAUGAAAUACAGGUUAUCUAUGGUAAUGGUGCACCAUUCUUUUGGGGCUCAUUAAAGACUAUUUUGUCAAGUGAAUCAAAUACUCGAGAUAUUCAUAUUGUUUUACUUGGUGUAUAUCAUCCAAAUGUUGAAACUAUAUCAACACCUCUUGAUCUCCAUUAUACACUUAGUCUAAGUGUCCUGCUUCUAACGUGGGAAGAAUUCUCGCAACUUGUAACAAAAUUUAUUCAGAGGCAUGUUACUUUGGGAAGCAUGAACUUUAUCAUUCCUGACCCUGUUCGAAGGGCAUUAUAUAAUCUAACUGCUGGACAUGUUGGUUUGUGCCGGUUUGUUUUAAGAGUAUUACGCGAUCAAUUUCGUGAAAAUGGAAAAACAGUGGAAAUGCUACAAUAUCUUGCUUCCACCCUUUUGUUUAAUGGUAUGAUUGGAUGUGCCCGCGCUUUUUAUUGGACCCGUGAUUGGAAAGUGAAUAAGCCAGAAGCAGAAUUUAUUCGCAGUAAGUUAUUACAACCAAACACUCCCUUUUCUGGUAGCUUAUUAGAUCCUGUUAUUAAGAAAUUUAUUAAAAUGGGCCUCAUAACUACAAUUAACACUAAUGAUGAACGAUUAACAUUUUCUGCUCCCAUAAUGCGAUCUGUUUUAAGCAACUAUUUGUUCAAAGCACCUUUGAAUGUUAAUCAAUCACCUUCAAGCACAUUUGAUGAGUUUUUGUUACGAACCAUUGAGCGGAUGAGCUCAUCUACUUUAAAAGAAUCGCUUGGAAAAGGGUCAUAUUUAUACGAAAGAACUUGGCAAAUGGAAUGGUUCCGUACUGCUAAAACGGUAAUUCCUGAGAAUGCAUCAGUGAGUUCUGAUGUUGGUGGAUCAUUUGGUUCAGUAGGAUUUCUUGAUUUUUAUGUAGAUAAUGGACAUUGCUGGGGGGUUGAACUGACCCGUGAGGGUGAGAAGUUGAAAGAGCAUGCUAAAAGAUUUGAAAGUGACGGUAUAUACGCUGAAAUUCCACUUAAGCAAUGGGCGAUUCUUGAUUUCCGGCGUAAUACAAAACAAGUAAUAAUGCCUAAAAAAAACUUUUGGUAUGUACUCUAUUCGGAUGAUUACAAAACAGUUAUUAUCAAACGUAAAGAUUGUGAUGACAUAAAGUUAAAUUUGUAA
This is a messenger RNA of Rhizophagus irregularis DAOM 181602=DAOM 197198, 1815 nucleotides long. The record is from RefSeq and is a predicted model, not a curated record. NCBI's taxonomy places the organism in Eukaryota, Fungi, Glomeromycota, Glomeromycetes, Glomerales, Glomeraceae.